CACCUUUUAUACAUUUUUCGGAUGUUUCACACAAUUUUGUUUGAGUAAGGGCAGAGGAAUACCCCAAAGAGCAAGCUUAACCUCAGCGAAAAUACAACUCUGCGUGUUUCAUUCCACCAUUCCAUUAUUUCUACAAAGCACGGCACUAACGGAAUUUAUUUCGAGACGUGACGCGGGAAACAAGGCGAAAUUCGCGAAAUUUCGUGGCAGACGGACUGGAUCACUCCCGAAAUGAACAAGAUAAUCCAGGACAAGUUUAUCCCGCAGCAAUUGCUGUACUUUAUAGCCGGCAGGCGCUGCUGCCAGCAGUUUCCGUGCACAUUCCGAUCGAGCGAGCAUGAAGCCUUCGCCAAUCGCGCCCGCUCCUUGGGCCUGCGAUCGCAGAUUGUCCACAGCAAUGGGAACAGCUGCGUUAAGAUCUACAAGCAGGCAUGUCGCCACUACCUGGAGGAGCCCAAAAAACUCACUAUGUCCCCGACGGCCACGCUGGACAUGUUUACGCUGCUGGGCAGAAAGUCCUUCAUGGGCAAGGACGAUCUGGAGCUGGUCGCAGACAUGAUCUCCCGAAAGGCCAGUGCGUCUGACUUGCCGUUACUGCACCUUCCGCUGGCCGCCAUCCGUCCACCGAAUCCCCGCCUCUGGACGGAGGCACAGCGUAACUUCCUGACCACCUUUCCGGGUCACCAGCUGCGCGCCGAGAUCAUGUGGCCAUUGUACGCCAAUCGGGUGAUUAUUCUCAACGCCGAUCUUUCCUGGGACAAGACCGUAUUCCUGCCACUGCUCAUACUGGAUGACUGCCAGAUCAAGAAAUCCAAAGCCAGGAUCAUCUGCAUCGAAAGGCAUGCUAUUGUGGCCACCUACAACAGCCAGCGGAUGGCCAACUUCUUUGGGGAGCAGCUGGGCGAGACGGUGGGCAUCCAAUUGCCCCACUUUAGCGCUGUCAGUUGCAACACCUACAUUAUCUUCACGACGGCUCAGUACUUCCUGCGUUCCCUGCCCAAUCAGCGGUUCCGCAACAUCAGUCACCUGGUGGUGAAUGAUGUGCAUCUGCAUGAUCCCUACACCGAUCUGUUGCUGACCGAGAUUCGCCUCGCCUUGAAUAGCCACCCAAACCUACGGAUUAUUCUGCUCUCGCAGAUGGACUCUACCAGGAUGUUCACUGGCUUUUUUGGCGAGGGAUCGGAAAUAAAUAUGAUGAUGCAACCGGAGACGGGACCACGCAUUUCCUACCUGAACGACCUGCACAGCUGCAUUGCCCUGGCCGGGAUACACAAGGGUCCGGACAUUUACAAGGAGAUUCCAGAGACUUCUGGCGCAGAGAGCCAGCGCAACGAGCAGAUGGAUCAGUGCCUGCACGCCUACGGAGAGUUGGGCACGGAUGCGGCCAUACGUCCUUUUCUGUAUGCCGUGAACUAUGACCUGGUUCCGGUAAACUACCGCCACUCUCUGAAUGGCAAGACGGCUGUCCACCUUGCCUCCGAGCUGAACAAGCCCGAUCAUCUUCGGUUGCUCCUCUUCAUGGGCGCCGAUCCUUACAUUGUCGAUCUGUACCAGCAGAAUGCCAUCACGCUGGCGGCCAUGAAUGGCAACCACGAGUGCAUAGAUGUCCUGAACAACUACAGCCUGCAUGGUUAUGUGGUGAAAAGCGCCAAGCCGGAUUUCGUGGACUAUGAUCUUAUAAUAGACAUCGUGUAUCUGUUGCGCACCAAACCGGAGUAUCCGCCAGGCAACAUCCUCAUCAUUUUGCCCACCUAUUAUCAUAUUGUCAAGCUAAACUAUAUGAUCCUGAGUCACUGCCUAACUGGCAACCUGCAGGAGUGCUCCAUAUUCCUGUUGCACGAGAACAUGCGGAAGGAAUACAUUGACGCCUUGGUCAAUGCACGCGAUGACACCGUGAAGAUUGUUUUGACUACGGAUAUAAUUGAAUCGCUCUCGCUGAAUGUGUCCUUCAAAUAUGAAAUAGACACCGCCUGCCAGCUGACCAAUAUUUAUGACAGCAUCAGCUGUAGCGGGGAGGAUCGAUACGAGUGGGUGGCCAAGGAUUGCUUCCUGCGAAGGGAAUCUCUCCUUGAUCUCGAGGGUGGGGAUGCACAAUGCUUUCGUUUGAUUAACAAGGAAGCCUACGAAGAGCUUGAGGAGACAAGUCAGCCACGGCUGCAAACCAUGCAGCUGGACAAGAUCUGCCUGACGGUUAAAUUACUUGCGCCCGCCAUGAUUAUAAGCGAGUAUAUGGGCUUCACCAUCUCACCACCGCCGCUGGUCAACGUGCACCAUGCCGUGCAGUACCUUAAGAAAAUAGACGUCCUAGAUGAGGCCGAAGAUGUGACCUGGCUGGGCUGUCGGCUGGCCGACAUUCCAGUUCCGUGCCAACUCGGCCGAAUGGUGAUCUUCGGCAUCCUAUUGCGCUGCCUGGAUCCAAUGCUUACCAUAGUGAGCUCUAUGUUGACGGCGGAUCCACUGGGUCUUCCGUUCACCGAGGACGUCGACCACUUGUGGGACAGAUUCACCAUCUACAUACAGAAUCGCAUCAAGAACGAGCGGGCUCGCCUGGCCGACAAUCAGUUCUCCGAUCACUUCAUCUUUCUGCGCCUCUUUCAGGAGUGGCAACAUCGACUGCAUAACAAGAUACCGCCGAUGUACCUUACGGAUGAAUAUAAUUUUGUCCUGAACGGGCUGAUGGAACAGCUUAGCUGCAUUCGUUCUGAAAUUGUCAGCUCCUUGCGGUCGUCGAACUUGAUCCAUAGUCGUGGUAAGCUGAGUAUGCCGAUUCUUAACCAGAUGUCCGGAAGUUGGCACAUGGUCAAGGCGGCCCUGACAGCUGGGAUGUAUCCCAAUAUCUGUGCUGUAGAUGUGGGAAAAAACUGUUUGAAAUCAGCCAAUUCCGGAAAUGUUCACCUGCAUCCCAACACAGUGCUACGCGACUUUUUGGAGCCCUUGGAAGUUUCCACUCUGAACUUUCGCACACCCUGGAUUGUGUGCAACAAGCAGAAGAACGAUAUCAUUUACGCCACCAUGGUGGUUCCCCUUACAGUUGCCUUGUUUUGCGGUCCUCCGCGAAUGCGCCUUUCUCAAAUAUGCGACAGCCAAUUGACUGCGAGCGAUCGCAACGUUCAUAUGUUCAUAGAUGAAUGGAUUUGGAUGGUGAUGAGCAAGCCAUCUGCGGAGAUGAUCAUGAAAACGCGUCAGUAUUUCUUUAGGAUGUACAACCAAGUGUUAAGGCACUGCAGCGACCAGGAGAUGUGGCGCCGCGAUGCCUCGGUGGGUUGCCAUUACGCCGUCCUGACUGAAACCCUAUCGAAGAUUUUGGAGAGCGAGGAAUCUGCCGCCGGUUUUGCAAAGUUUCCACCCAUCAGCUUUCUGCCAUCUACUCAGCUGCCAGCCUUGUAUCUCCUAAGCGUCAAUGCCAACUUCAGUUGGGCACGAGAACUGGAAGAGAACCUGGAAUUGCAACAAAAGCCGCAGCCAUUCAAUUCGCAUUUCAUCGAGAGACAGUUCUUCCUGCUUUACUCGGAGGGCGAGUGCGAGGAGUUCCAAAAGAAUAGCUCACCGGCUUUUAUUGAAAGUGUUCUCGGUAAAUUUGCCAGACCCAUCGAGUCGCCCAACCGACAUAUCUUUGUGAUCCUGUACAGAAAGGAUCCAGAUGUAAUGCUCAGCAUUAGUCGGGCCAAAACCAUUAAUGGAUCGUUCACGUUGAAGGAAUACUAUCGAAACUCCAUACCGGUGUUUGAGAUUUUAGAGGCUUGUGUGUCGUUAAAUGUUAACGUGCCUGUAUUUGAUGGUCGCUUAAUGUCUUGUCUAAUUGACAAACGUGUCGGAAACUUAAUUAUGGAUCUGUUUGCCUUCCGACAUCAUUGGAUUCACAAGCGUUAAAGUGUGGUCUUUGUUGAAUAUUUUACUUGUAAGCGCGCAUUAAAAAUCAAAAUAAUUAUGUAUACCCAAACUUCCAUGUUAAAACAAAUAAGAUAAAUUUGUUUGCAC
Molecule: messenger RNA, 3978 nt
Organism: Drosophila subpulchrella
Lineage: Eukaryota; Metazoa; Arthropoda; Insecta; Diptera; Drosophilidae
Gene: bgcn
Product: benign gonial cell neoplasm protein
Exons: 5
Coding region: 232-3870 (1212 amino acids)
Cellular component (GO): intracellular anatomical structure
Molecular function (GO): protein binding; RNA binding
Source: RefSeq, a predicted model, not a curated record